Thlaspi arvense is the source of this 489-nucleotide messenger RNA. The record is from the annotation of a GenBank genome assembly. NCBI's taxonomy places the organism in Eukaryota, Viridiplantae, Streptophyta, Magnoliopsida, Brassicales, Brassicaceae.
AUGAUUUCGUCUUCAAUUAGGUUCAUCGUAUCGGGAAUUCACCGGACUCGAACCCUAAAAUCGCCGGCACAUCCUCCGAGACUCUGUAUCUCCGUGCCUAGACUCCUCCACUCUGAGUCAAAUUCGCCGGGAAGUGGACGAAGAUCUGCUGGUUUCAGCGACAGUAUGAGCAGCGUUGAGAGAACCGGGUCGGAUUCGGGCGCGAUCGAGAAUCGGGCGAGCAGGAUGAGGGAGAAGCUGCAGAAGGAGCUAGAGCCGGUGGAGCUAGUGAUCGAGGAUGUCUCGUAUCAGCACGCCGGUCACGCCGGGAUGAAAGGUAGAACCGACGACGAGACGCAUUUCAACGUGAAGAUCGUCUCAAAGGGAUUCGAAGGAAUGAAUCUGGUGAAGAGGCACAGGCUAGUGUACGAUUUGCUCCGGGAGGAGCUGGAUAGUGGAUUACACGCUCUUUCCAUCGUCUCCAAGACGCCGUCGGAGUCCAAUCGUUAG